This is a messenger RNA of Schistosoma turkestanicum, 417 nucleotides long. Lineage: Eukaryota; Metazoa; Platyhelminthes; Trematoda; Strigeidida; Schistosomatidae. The record is from the annotation of a GenBank genome assembly.
AUGGAAAUCAGUAUAAUCGAAGUUGUAAUAUUUUCUAUGCCAAUUUCCAGACCGAGGUAUAAUCAAGCGACGAUGAAGCUGUUCUCACUACAAAUCCUUUAUAAAACUGAUACAUCAGCUAAAUUAUUACAAGCUUCACAUGAGCUGUCCAGCUUCGGUUAUUUUCAGCGAUCCAGUGUCAGAGAAGUGAUGGACUUUGCUGCUAAACUAGUCUGUGAACGAACAGCUCGUUGCCAACGCGGACUUGUUAAAGAACAAGAUUAUAUUUGUCAUGUUUAUGUUCGACAUGAUAAUCUAUGCGGUGUACUGAUUUGUGAUCAAGAAUAUCCUCAAAGGGUUGCUCAGACGUUACUAACCAAAAGCAAACGUUACCAAAAUAUAUUAGUAGUACAACACUAUACUACUGAUAUAAGUUAA